CCAGGUCAGCUGGAGUGGGGAGAUGUCUGCAGCCCCUGGCUGGCAUGUGGGACAGAGCCAGACCCACCUUGUGGGAGAGAUCCUGAGAUCUGGAGCCUUUCCUUCCAGCUCAAAUGGCACCUGCAUUAGAGAUGGUCCGGGUGGUUUUGUCAGACAAGAACAGGCAGCUGUGCCUUUGCUGGCAGGAUUUCUGUCCUUGAGUCUCCAUCUCUUCUGCUGAUGCGGUGCAGGGGGUUCAUUUACACGCAGAUCGAGAGCCUGUGAUUCGGGUUUAUACAUGAUGCCAAACUGAAAGCUAAAAGCAAGGGGAGGAGGGAGAGGGAAGGGUAACCCAGUGGGUUUGGACAGGUCCUGCUCCCUGCUGAGGACUGAUGUGCUAACUCUAGUUGCUUCCUUGCAGAUAAGGUGCCAUCAUGCCCCUGCCCUUGGGCCCUGGUGUUUCACACACCUCCUUGGCAGUGAGGGCGGAGAAGCUCUGCCCACCACCACCACCGUUUUUGUUGUGCGCUCAGCAUUGCUUAUCUUGCCCUCGGAGCUAGAAAAGCAGAGUUGCAAUAAAAUAACAGAAUUAGAGCCUGUGCCAGUCGCCCUAAGCAGCAGAGGGGCUCUUCUGGUGCAGUGACAUUCCUGAGCCAGGCACUCCAACCAGGGCCAGGGCCAGGGCAGGCACGGUUUCCCAAAGCAGCACGGUCACCCCGUGUUGGUGACACUGAGCGGCAGUAACCCCAGGGCUCCCCUUGUGUCAUAUGGGGCUGUCGCCCGAUGGGGGUCACAAUGGGAUGUUCCCUUGCCGUGGUGAUGGCUCCCUGGUCUGCAGUGCCACCAGCCCUCUCCACGUGUCCCGCACGGCCUGGGCGAGCACAGGUCCUCCCCACAGCACGCUGGUGGGGCUGCAGAACGGGAGCAGGGCGGCAGGACUGGGGCCUGCUGGGGGUGGUCGGGGCAGGAGGAGAGGGGGGUCCCUGGUCACUGUCAGCUACAGGCGCCAUCCCUGAGCAAGGGAGAGUGAGGCGGUGAUGGCGACACGCUGGGAUGCUCUCUACAGGCGGUACCGGCUGCACCAGUACCCGAUGCUCACGGAGCUGCAGCAGGAGGGUAAGGCCUUGCCGUGGCACCACCCAGAAGAAGGCUCUGGUGCCCGGGGCUCACGCUUGCCUCGAGGAGAGAACUUGCCCACGCUGAGCUCCAGGCUGGGGGAAGGAGCUGGAGCUGCUUGGCUGGCAGUGUCCAGGCUGUGUGUGCAGGGGCUGAACAUACAGAGGUGUGGGCAUCUCUUGAGCCUGUUUCCAGAAGGUAAAGGUGUCCUGCAGCUCCUGCUGGGCUGCAGAGAGACUCCUUGGGAGCCCGAUGAUAGGCAUGAAGCCUUUGAAUUUUCAUCCACUGCAAUUUCUGUCUCUGCUGGGAUCCCAGUCACUGCCUCUGGGCUCUUCCCACUGCAACUUCUUGCACCUCCCAACUGGCAGCAUAGCUCUGAACUCCAAAUACCUUCCCAUUUUGGGUAUCAGCCACAGGAUCCCCUUGGCCAAAACACAUCUCAGGUCUCUGUUUCAGCUCCAGACCGUGACUGGGCUCUCAAGAAAACUGGCAGUUGGAAGUCCAAGACCCAAUGCUGCACCUCUGUCUGGAGGGCUGGGGAGAUGUUGUCGGUAUCUGGAACGGUGUGGCUGAGUACAUUCAACGACACCUACUCCUGAACAGGGGGGUGAAAAUCAAUGGACUCGGGACAUUUUUCGUUGUUAGACAAUAUUUACCGACAAGGAACAAUGACCUUCUUCCUGUUCAGAGACCUGUAUUUAAUCUAUCCACGACUGUUGCAGUGGUUCACCAGAUCAGAUACACUAACAGAGACAUUCCUGGGGACGUGAUGAUUCUGCCGGUGUACCACCACAAGAUGCGCUUGGAGCCCUUCUUUCGCAAGAGGACCGUGGAGCGGUGCAUGGAGGAGACCCUGAUCUGUCUGUCUCGCCUUCUUGAAUGCGCAUGCGACGUGGACUUUGUUUUCAGAGACGUUGGUGUUCUUGUUAUCCGAGAAAACAGAGUGCGGAUGAGAUUUUACAAAGAGUUCCUUGAAACUCUAGAUCAGACUGGGACCCUGGCAGAAGCUCUUCUCCGUGAUCCAGUGACAAAGGAUUCGGUCAUAAUGGACAGGAAAGCCAUUGUUCCUCAGAGCGAUGACAGCGAUGCAGGUAUCUUCAUGUUUCCAAGGCUGGAGAUAAAGAGAGUGCGUAGACCACCAUUCUGGAAAACUCCCAGAAAAAGAAUUGUAAAGCCCAGCCAGGGAAAGAAGGUGGGGAAAGAAACGGUUGAUGAGAAGAUUGCCGGAAAAGCGAGCCUCUUUGGAAAGCACCUCCUUGGCCAGGAGAGGAUUUCUUCAAUCAAGCUAACAGAGCAAAAAAGGGAGGAGAGAAAAGAGCCUUCUGUCAGCCAGCCGCCAGCAAUGCCAGAGAGGUCCCAGAAGGACGAGAAAGCUGAGAGCAAACACACUCCUGAAGAACAACCUCGAACUGUUAAUGAAGGUCACAACAGAGCACAAAAGGAGGUACGGUACCUGCCUACCCCGUGGGACCGAAAAAACCGCUGGGCAACCUGGGACGAAGACAGGCGCCAGAGAGAAAGAGCAGACCUGGCAGCCAUGCUAGCUAGGAGAGAGAAGGAAGAGCAGCGGAUGGCCAAGUUGAAACCUCUUUUAGAAAAAGUGGUUCCAGAGGAAGAAUAUGGCUAUACUCCAGGGGUGGCUGAUCUCAAAAGAUGGAGGAAGCUUUUACAGAGCACAGAACAUUUGAAACCCCACUCUCUUGGGGAGAGCACGCCCACCCCCAUCAAGAGAAAGGCAUAUGACGAAGGGCUGAAGGAGAAGAUUAAGCAGAAGGGGGAAAAGGAUGAGAAUCCUAAAUCCACAGAGAAGCAGAAAGAACCAAACCUGCUGAAGUUACUGCCAGAGGACAUUUUGGAGAUGGUCCAGCUACAAGACUGGGUGGUGAAAGGUCUCAGGACGGCGAGCCGUGCAAAUGAGAUAUGAACAACCCUGGAGCGUCCGAUGCCCUGUCAGACUCUACAUACGCCUCCAGAUCCUGGCACAGUCUGGAUAAACUUCCACCCUUUUUUUUUUCCUUUGCAAGGACAUUAAUUCUUUGACUCUCUAACUGCAGUCACGUGCCUCCAAGUCUGUUGAUCAUCAUCCAAUGACAAUUAAUCUUUGCAAUGGAGUUCCUUAGGAUUUCUGUGAUAAUUUUCUUGAAUUCAAUCACAUUAUCCAA
Molecule: messenger RNA, 3257 nt
Organism: Dromaius novaehollandiae (emu)
Lineage: Eukaryota; Metazoa; Chordata; Aves; Casuariiformes; Dromaiidae
Product: coiled-coil domain-containing protein 81-like
Exons: 12
Coding region: 1607-3019 (470 amino acids)
Cellular component (GO): centrosome
Source: RefSeq, a predicted model, not a curated record